CUCGCUAGUAGAAGAAGAAGCGUGUGUUUAUAUUUCCUGACAGGUUUGACGGGAACACCACAAUCGACGACAACAAGCGUCCGAUCGGAAUAAUCCAGAGUCGCCAUGGGAGCGUGUAUGGCCUUGUGCUCUCUGGCCAGCUGUGCCUCCUGUCUGUGUGGCUCGGCACCAUGCCUUCUGUGCGGCUGCUGUCCUUCCUCCAACAACUCCACCGUCACCCGGCUGGUCUUCUCCUUGUUCUUGUUGAUGGGCACAUUUGUCUCCGUCAUAAUGAUUCUUCCAGGCAUGGAGACACAACUUCGCAAAAUCCCUGGCUUUUGCCAGGGAGGAUCGACUAUACCAGGGAUCGAAAACCCCGUGGACUGCGACAUCCUAGUGGGCUACAAGUCCGUCUAUCGAAUGUGCUUCGCGAUGACCUGCUUCUUCUUCCUGUUCUCCGUCAUCAUGAUCCGCGUCCGCAGCAGCAAAGACCCCCGUGCCGCCAUCCAGAACGGGUUCUGGUUUUUUAAAUUCCUAAUCCUGGUUGCGAUCACCGUCGGGGCCUUCUUCAUCCCGGAUGGCACAUUCAACACCGUGUGGCAUUACUUCGGGGUAGUUGGCUCCUUCAUCUUCAUCAUCAUCCAGCUCAUCCUUCUGAUCGACUUCGCCCACUCGUGGAACAAGCGGUGGUUGGAGAACGCAGAAGAGAGUGGUUCCAAAUGCUGGUAUGCAGGCUUGCUGUCCUUCACGUUACUCCACUACGCUCUGGCCUUCACGGCUGUCGUCUUGUUCUAUGUCUACUACACUCUGCCCGACGACUGCACUGAGCACAAAGUCUUCAUAAGUCUCAACCUUAUCUUCUGCAUCGUGGUCUCUGUGGUGGCCAUCAUGCCCAAGAUCCAGGAGGCGCAGCCGCACUCCGGCCUGCUCCAGGCCUCGCUCAUCUCCCUCUACACCAUGUACGUCACCUGGUCCGCCAUGACCAACAACCCCAAUCGCAAGUGUAACCCCAGCCUGCUGAGCAUCGUGUCAACCGUUCAACCCACGGACGACACCCCUCCCGAGCAGCGGCAGUGGUGGGACGCCCAGAGCAUCGUGGGCCUGGUCAUCUUCCUCUUCUGCACGCUCUACGCCAGCAUCCGCUCGUCUAACAACACGCAGGUGAACAAGCUGAUGCAGACGGAGGAGGGUGUCGGCCUGGGCGGGGACGCAGAGGUGGGAGACGACGGGGUUCGCCGAGCGGUGGACAACGAAGAGGACGGGGUGACCUACAGCUACUCCUUCUUCCACUUCCACCUCUGCCUGGCUUCGCUCUACAUCAUGAUGACUCUCACCAACUGGUACCAACCGGACGCCACCACGCAGGUCAUGGAGAGCACCAUGCCGUCUGUGUGGGUGAAGAUCUGCUCCAGCUGGCUGGGUCUGGCCCUGUACCUCUGGACCCUGGUGGCGCCCGUCAUCUUCCCCGACAGAGAUUUUAACUGAGCUCCCUGGUCGUAGUUGGUCUUUGCUUCAAGUCUGUCGGAUCCAAGACGAUCACGCCAUCUUUCCUGUUCCACCACCAACUCCUUUCUCACCUUCCCACUGCACAAGUUUGAUUGCCGUUGCACAUGUUUGAACUCGUCGUGGGGUUUUAUCUGGCGCCCCGUUUGCCAAUGACAUUGAAGCCUUUCGUCGUAUAAUCACUAGGUGACGUUUAAAGCCUUUACACUGCAGCUGUUGACGGUCCCUGAAAUGGACCCCAGUCCUGGACCAUGCUGAUUAGGGAGAUGUUUCUGAAGCUGGAGGCAGAAAGGGGAACCCUGCCGAGGAGCCCCGGCAGGAGGGGACUGCAGCCACCAGAUAAGACCCCCAGGGCCCCGCCCCUCUGGCCCGGCAGGGGUUCCCCCUCACUGUACGUCAUCAUAGCUCUGGAACCAGGUCCGGCUGCCUCGUCUGAGCUAUGCUCUAAUUCCCUCCCUCUGCCGGGUGUAUGACAACCACGCUGCUCCUUUUCUGCCAACUCGCCGGUGCUACAGCCCUUUAUCACGUCCGUUUCCUUGCUGUAUCCUCGGAGUCUCAAUGAAGUGCCUGUCUUUAUACUUUUACUACGCCCAUCAUUAGCACUAGUGUCGUGAGCGCUGCGUUCCACUUGAGUUGGACCACUGAUUGUAGUUGCAUGCUGAAUGAGUGACGGCUGUUUUAUUCCUGUCAGUUUUGUUUUAACAUUUUAAUAAAUAUGUUACUCUUUUGAA
Molecule: messenger RNA, 2213 nt
Organism: Synchiropus splendidus (mandarinfish)
Lineage: Eukaryota; Metazoa; Chordata; Actinopteri; Syngnathiformes; Callionymidae
Gene: serinc2l
Product: serine incorporator 2, like
Exons: 10
Coding region: 106-1464 (452 amino acids)
Cellular component (GO): membrane
Source: RefSeq, a predicted model, not a curated record